AGAAAUUUUCUCCAUUUUAAUGGCGGGAGACCCAAAAAAAAAUUUAUAUAUAUAAAAAAGGCAAAAUCUUUUUUUUUUUUUUUUUUACUAACGAGAGUGUUUUUAUCGUUAGGUGUGACUGCGUCAAAAUCCAAAGCUACGAAAAAGUUUCAUACACAGUAUAAGCCAUGGAAGACGAGUUUGAUUUCCCAGCUGCUGGCAACGUCAAUGAGGAGAUGGAUAUCUCCGAGGAAGACGACGCAACUAGCCCAAUCCCCAAGGUUGGCGAAGAGAAGGAGAUUGGGAAGAAAGGGUUGAAGAAGAAGCUCCUUAAGGAAGGUGAAGGGUGGGAGACUCCUAGCUCCGGCGAUGAAGUUGAAGUUCAUUACACUGGGACUUUGCUUGAUGGGACAAAGUUCGAUUCCAGCCGUGAUAGAGGAACUCCAUUCAAGUUUAAGCUUGGCCAAGGACAAGUGAUCAAGGGAUGGGAUGAAGGAAUUGAAACCAUGAAAAAGGGUGAAAAUGCCAUAUUCACCAUACCUCCUGAGCUGGCUUAUGGCGAGUCUGGUUCUCCUCCCACCAUUCCUCCCAAUGCUACUCUACAAUUUGAUGUGGAGUUACUUUCUUGGACCAGUGUCAAGGACAUAUGCAAAGAUGGUGGAGUUUUCAAGAAAAUACUAGUUGAAGGAGAGAAAUGGGAGAAUCCAAAAGACCUGGAUGAAGUAUUUGUUAACUACGAAGCUCGGCUGGAAGAUGGGACUUUAAUUUCAAAAUCUGAUGGAGUGGAGUUCACUGUUGGGGAUGGCUACUUCUGCCCUGCCUUGGCCAAAGCUGUGAAAACAAUGAAGAAGGGAGAAAAGGUCUUGUUGACAGUUAAGCCAAAAUAUGGAUUUGGUGAGGUGGGAAAACCUGCUGUUUCUGGGGAAGGUGCUGUGCCUCCUAAUGCCACUCUUCAGAUAACUCUUGAGUUGGUCUCUUGGAAGACUGUUACUGAUAUUUGCAAAAACAGUAGAGUCUUGAAGAAGACUUUGAAGGAGGGCGAGGGAUAUGAUCGUCCUAAUGAUGGAACUGUUGUUCAAGUGAAACUUACUGGAAAAUUACAUGAUGGGACUGUGUUUACUCAAAAGGGCCAUGAUGAUGAGAAGCCAUAUGAGUUCAAAGUCGAUGAAGAGCAAGUAAUUGAUGGUCUCGAUCGAGCUGUGAAGAACAUGAAGAAAGGGGAAGUUGCUCUGGUUACAAUUCACCCAGAGUAUGCUUUCGGCUCAUCUGAUUCAUCACAGGACUUGGCUGUUGUUCCAGCUAAUUCUGUUGUUUACUAUGAGAUUGAGUUAGUCUCUUUUGUUAAGGAAAAGGAAUCUUGGGAUAUGAGCACACCAGAGAAGAUUGAAGCCGCGGGGAAGAAGAAGGAAGAGGGUAAUGCCGUGUUCAAGGCUGGUAAAUAUGAAAGAGCCUCAAAAAGAUAUGAGAAGGCCGUGAGUUUCAUUGAAUAUGAUUCUUCCUUCAGUGAUGAGGAGAAGCAGCAAGCUAAGGUGCUGAAAAUCACCUGCAAUCUCAACAAUGCAGCCUGCAAACUAAAACUAAAAGACUACAAACAAGCAGAGAAACUUUGUACGAAGGUUUUGGAACUCGACAGUAAGAAUGUGAAAGCACUGUACAGAAGGGCUCAAGCAUAUAUUCAACUGGUUGACUUGGACUUGGCUGAGAUUGAUAUCAAGAAGGCCCUUGAGAUUGACCCAGAUAACAGAGAUGUGAAAAUGGAGUACAAGGUGUUGAAGGAGAAAGUGAGGGAGUACAACAAGAAAGAUGCACAGUUCUACAGCAACAUCUUUGCAAAGAUGAACAAGUUUGAGCCAGUCAAGUCAACUAAUGUAGGUGGAAAGCAAGAGCCAGUGUCCAUGACAAUCGACAGCAAAGCUUGAGGAUGAUCUUCUUACAAAUGUGUGUGUGUGUUCUUAACUGAUAGAUUUGUAUCCAUUAGCAUUACUUGGUCUUUGAUACACUUUAAAAUGGUCAGUGAUAUGAUAUGAGUGAGUGAUUUCUACUGUGUAAUUUGUCCUCUAUAAAUAAAUAAUAAUUUUGUCAUAAAUAUAUAGUUUGAACCAUUCAAAAGUA
Humulus lupulus (European hop) is the source of this 2091-nucleotide messenger RNA. RefSeq names its product 70 kDa peptidyl-prolyl isomerase-like. The transcript has 13 exons. Gene Ontology annotation, molecular function: peptidyl-prolyl cis-trans isomerase activity; protein binding. The record is from RefSeq and is a predicted model, not a curated record. NCBI's taxonomy places the organism in Eukaryota, Viridiplantae, Streptophyta, Magnoliopsida, Rosales, Cannabaceae. The coding region runs from base 168 to 1898 and encodes 576 amino acids.